AUGGUCAAUAAUCAUAGAAGGCGAGUAAAAUCUCAUUCAAGAGGUAGAUGGAGUGUUAACUUAAAAGUUAGUGUUACAACAGAAGGUCAAAAUAAUGGUCUUAUUAUUCAACAAGGAAUAGUUCCUGCAUCAUCAUAUAAUUAUAUUUCUCAACCUGAUUUUAAUAGUUUACCAACAUAUUCAUUUAAUCCUUCACCAUUACCUGUAGAAAUGUUGCCAUCAUCUUCAAUGGAAAAUUUAAAAACACCUACACCAUCAUUAAGUUCUUUAAAUUCAAAAAAUAAAAUAGAAGAACCACUUAAUAUGCAAACAUCUCCCGUUGUUUUAUCAAAUAAUCCAGUACAGAUACAAAAUAAUAAAACUACUACAUUAACAACAGUUGAAAUAUUCCGUGCACCUGUUGAUGAAGAAGUUCAAUUUUAUAAAUUACCACCAGAACCAGUAUCAAUUACAGGACAAUCACAAUAUGUAAGAGCUCAUGGACCACAAUAUGAAACAUGGAAUCAAAUAAGAACAGAAACAUUGAUCAAUGAUCCACCUCCAAUAAUUGCUUCAAAAUCUGUACAAUGGAAAAAUGAUUUAGAAGAAAGGUUAACUGUUUCUUCAUAUAGUUCAUAUACUGAUGAUACUCUUUCAUUAACAAAAGAAGAAAUUGAAUAUAAUGAUACACCUCCAAAAGUUUACGGAUUAAAUAAACAAUAUUCGGAUACUUUUACAAAUCAAAGUAAUUCUAAUGGUAAAGUUUCUCCAUAUUCAGAUUCAUCAUCUAUACAACAAUAUCGUGUAUCAUCACCAUCUACUUCACAAAUUUUUAAUGAAAAUCGUUCACAAUCACCUAUGUUUGCUCAUAUAUUAAGACAACAAAAAAUUAUUAAAACAGAAAGUAUUCCAAUUGAUGGAGCAAAAGUUAAUGGUAAUGAAGAUAUGAUAACAAUUAAUGAUUAUAGAGAGGGUGACUUACAAAUAAGGCCUUUAUCUAUUGAUACUGAUGAUGGAACAUCACAUUGGGAUAAAAAUUUACAUUCAAUAGAAAGUUCCUCUAAUUUUUCACCAUCAUAUAACAAUAAAAAUGGAAAAUUAAUAAGUCCAAGAGGAAGAUCUCCAUCAAUAUUAAAAAAUGGAUCAUCUAAAGUAAGGAGAAGCCGUAGUCCAUCAUGGGAAGAGCAUCGUAAAUCAGAUUUAUACAAAACAAAAGAUGUAUUAGGAAAUGUUAUUGAUUUAGUUGGUGAUUUUGAUGUAAUGUCUUUAAAAGAUAAUGAAAUCUGGGAUAGAAGAAAUUAA
Messenger RNA from Strongyloides ratti, 1281 nucleotides. RefSeq lists its product as hypothetical. Lineage: Eukaryota; Metazoa; Nematoda; Chromadorea; Rhabditida; Strongyloididae. The transcript has 3 exons. Bases 1 to 1281 code for a protein of 426 amino acids. The record is from RefSeq and is a predicted model, not a curated record.